Molecule: messenger RNA, 1826 nt
Organism: Theobroma cacao (cacao)
Lineage: Eukaryota; Viridiplantae; Streptophyta; Magnoliopsida; Malvales; Malvaceae
Source: RefSeq, a predicted model, not a curated record
CUCUCAAGGGCAAAUCGAGUAACCCAAAAUGAAGUCACCUAGCUUCUCAGUGCCUCUCUUUCUUCUUGUCCUGUUCUCAUUUUCGUGGGCAACUUCGGCCCGUACUCAUGACAGCUUUCUCCAAUGCCUUUCCGUACAUUCUGGUAUUAAUGCUAGACUCAUUUACACUCAAAACAGUUCUUCCUAUGAAUCCGUGUUGGAUCUUUCCGCUCGGAAUGCUCGGUUUUCUACACCAACUACCCCGAGACCUUUAGUCAUAGUUACGCCCUCCAACGUCUCCCACGUCCAAGCAACCAUUAAUUGCUCAAGGGAACAUGACAUGCAGAUUAGGAUUCGAAGUGGUGGCCACGACUACGAGGGUCUAUCUUAUGUUUCUAAAGUUCCGUUUGUCAUCAUUGAUUUAAUUAACAUGCGAUCAAUUGAUGUUGACACGGAAAAAAAGACUGCAUGGAUUCAGGCUGGUGCAACUAUAGGCGAACUGUAUUACAGAAUUGCAGAGAAAAGCACAACUCUUGCCUUCCCAGCUGGUGUUUGCCCCACUGUGGGCGUUGGGGGUCACUUUAGCGGGGGAGGUUAUGGCAUGAUGACGCGCAAGUUUGGCCUUGCUGCUGAUCAAAUAAUUGAUGCACACAUAGUUACUGUCGAUGGAAGAAUUCUUGAUAGAAACUCUAUGGGGGAAGAUCUGUUUUGGGCCAUUCGAGGAGGUGGAGGAGCCAGUUUUGGAGUCAUUGUGGCAUGGAAAGUAAAGUUAGUUUCUGUUCCAUCAACUGUGACUGUAUUUUCAGUGAACAGGACAUUAGAAGAGAAUGCAACAAAGCUUGUUCACAAGUGGCAAUCUGUUGCAGAAGCGAUUGAUGAGGAUUUGUACUUCAGAGUCUUUUUAAGAGCCGUGAAUUCAAGCAAAGAAGGAAAACGAACAGUACAAGCUUCUUUUACUUCCUUGUUUCUUGGUAGAAUUGAUCAACUAAUCGCAUUGAUGCAAGAAAGUUUUCCAGAGCUUGGAUUAGUUAAAGAAGACUGCAUUGAAAUGAGCUGGAUCCAAAGUAUCCUCUACUUUCCAGGAAUCCCACAAAGUGAAUCCUUAGAUGUCUUGCUUAACAGGACAGGUACAAUCAGGACAGUUACAGCAGGCAUCUUUAAAGCAAAAUCGGACUAUGUUACAGAACCUAUUCCUGAAAUUGCAUUAGAAGGUCUAUGGCAAUGGUUUUACGAAGAUGAAUCUGGGACGUUGGAGCUUAUCUUUAGUCCUUACGGUGGCAUAAUGGAUGAGAUUUCAGAGUCUGAGACUCCUUUCCCUCACAGGGCAGGGAAUUUAUAUAACAUUCAUUAUGCAGUAUCAUGGGAAGAAGAAGAUUCUUCAACAUCUCAGAAGCAUAUAAAUUUUAUGAGAAGGCUUUACAAGUACAUGGAACCCUACGUUUCAAAAUCUCCCAGAGCAGCUUACAUGAACUACAGGGAUCUUGAUCUUGGAAGUAAUAACGAAGGCAACUACACAAGCUAUACACAAGCAAGCAGAUGGGCUCUUAAAUAUUUCAAGAAUAACUUCAACAGAUUGAUUCAUGUGAAGAGUAUGGUUGAUCCGCAAAAUUUCUUUAGACAUGAACAAAGUGUCCCGACUCUUUUACAAGGAUGAGGAAGAUGGAUGAUAUAAUUAAAUAAUGCUUUAUUGAUAGAAAGGACACUCAUACUAUAUGGGGUUUUAGAUUCUCUCUAAGUAUAAAUAAAAGUACAUCUGUUAUGUGUGUAUUGAAAACCGAAUAUAUCUUUAUGUAUUUUUCAAAAUAAAUAUAUUUAGAGAUAAAACUUUAUAUACGUGCCUCGAAUUA